Cercocebus atys (sooty mangabey) is the source of this 295-nucleotide messenger RNA. Its product is annotated as ATPase family AAA domain-containing protein 3C-like. Gene Ontology annotation, molecular function: zinc ion binding. Lineage: Eukaryota; Metazoa; Chordata; Mammalia; Primates; Cercopithecidae. The transcript has 3 exons. Gene Ontology annotation, cellular component: mitochondrion. The record is from RefSeq and is a predicted model, not a curated record. Gene Ontology annotation, biological process: mitochondrion organization. Bases 11 to 250 code for a protein of 79 amino acids.
CACUGAGAAGAUGAGCAAUUACUACCUCAGAGUCGCCCAGAACGCCUUCCUAAACCACACGAAGGAGCGCAGCAACAAAUUCAUGCUGGUCCUGGCCAGCCACCACCCUGAGCAGUUACACUGGGACAUCCAUGACUGCAUCGACUUGAUGGUUCACUUCGACCUGCCACGGCAGGAGGAGCGGGAGCGCCUAGUGAGAAUGUAUCUCGACAAGUAUGUUCUUAAACCGGCCACAGAAGGAAAGCAGUAAGUGUCCCGCCUCACCUGCCCCCUGUCCAGGGACCCUCGCUCAGGG